CUUUCCCUUCAUCUACCUUAUGGUACUUUGAUUCAUUUUGCCAUAAGAAGUUUUUGUCUUUAUAGGAAUGUUUCUAUAUAUUUCCUCAAUCACAAUCAUCAAUAUAUAGAAGAGAAAAACCUCAACCAACCAUAACAAAAUACCAAAACCCCAUUUACAUAACAACCUUCAAAAAAAUUUCAAUUCAUAAUCAACUAUAGCAAUUAAUUAUCAUAUUUUUCUUUCUCAUAAACCUUCAAAAUUCAAAAUAUUUUAACAAACAAAAAUGGAGUUAACUUAUAGUAUUAACCCCACUCCCACCCCUUCCUCCACCAAAACCCCAGAUUCAGAAGUUGAUACCCCGCCUUUAAUUAAGCCUUUGUCUUUCACCAACGGCAAUAAUCACCACAGUCAUCACAACCAAUCGCCGCCGUGCACGGCGGUGAUUUAUAAGGAGUGUUUGAAGAAUCAUGCAGCAAGUAUAGGCGGACACGCCGUAGACGGUUGCGGUGAGUUUAUGCCUUCGCCGGAGUCCACCCCAUCAGAUCCCAUUUCACUGAAAUGCGCCGCUUGUGGUUGCCACCGCAACUUCCACCGCCGUGAACCGUCGGACGAUUCAUCACCGCCGGCUCAUUUCAUCGAUUUCCGCCGCCAUAUUUUUCCCCCAAUUAAGCGAUUCUCUCCAUCUCCAACUCCGUCUCCGUCUCUGUCUCCGUCCCUAUCUCCACCACCGCUGCCCUCUCUGUUCCAACCCCAACCCGUUACACCUACAGGUUUUUUAAAAUCAGAAAACCCAAAUGGUAGAAAACGAUUUAGGACCAAAUUUACAGCAGAACAGAAAGAGAAAAUGCAUUCAUUUUCGGAGAAAUUGGGUUGGAAAUUGCAGAAAUGCGAUGAAGCUGCUGUUGAUGAAUUUUGCAAUGAAAUUGGAGUUGGAAAAGGUGUUCUUCGAGUUUGGAUGCACAAUAACAAAAACACUUUUGGAAAAAAAGAUUACCAAAUUUCGAAUAACAGUAGUAGAGAUCAUAGUUUCGAGAACAAAAAUGGAUUCAAUAUCAAUGGCACCGCAAGCAGCAACGAAGAAGAAGAUCAACACAGAAAUAACAACAAUGAUAAUAGCACUACUAGUAAUUGUGAGCUUCAUCUUCAUAUUUCCACUAAUGGGUCUUCUUCUUCAUCUUAAUCAUUUUGUAAUUCAUUAUCACUACGACAAUGAAAUAAUAAGGAUAUAUUAGAAGCUAAAUGUAACUCUCUUUUCUAAAUUUUAUUACACUACUAAAUAUGUUAUUAUAGUUAAUUAUUAAAUUUAGCAUU
This is a messenger RNA of Solanum pennellii, 1293 nucleotides long. RefSeq names its product zinc-finger homeodomain protein 9-like. Gene Ontology annotation, cellular component: nucleus. The record is from RefSeq and is a predicted model, not a curated record. Gene Ontology annotation, molecular function: transcription cis-regulatory region binding; DNA-binding transcription factor activity. Bases 266 to 1162 code for a protein of 298 amino acids. NCBI's taxonomy places the organism in Eukaryota, Viridiplantae, Streptophyta, Magnoliopsida, Solanales, Solanaceae. Gene Ontology annotation, biological process: regulation of developmental process; regulation of DNA-templated transcription. The transcript has a single exon.